AUGAAUCCAUACAUAACGGACCCAAACCAAAUUCCCCCUUCUGACCUAUAUGCGGACUUGCCGCUUUACGGUCGGUAUUCUCCCAAACCGGAUGACUUUCGCAUUGAUAUGAAAUAUGUCAACUCUCAGUCCCCAAACUCAUUACAAUAUUGGGCUUCAGUACUUGAUCUUUGCAACGAAUCUGUGAGAAUCUACCCGGGCGAGGAGGCGGGUGGUCGCGACGUGUUCGCUGUUGGGAGCAUCAUUAUCAAGUCGAGCCAUCUGCAUAUGCAAGAGAGUGCAGAUUAUUCAGAGAUUGGAUACUUAUAUGCUGAUGUUAAUGAAGUCCAAGCUAUUACUAUCGCGAAGAACGUCCUAAAACACGUUAAAGUGCCUGACAUUUACUUUAGCGGCAAGAUCAAUGGUCACCAGGUGUUAGUCCAGGAAAGACUCCCAGGUGUUGCAUUGACCGUUGCAUGGCCGUAUCUAUCGCAAGUUCAAAAAGAGUCCUUCAGACAACAAGCGCAGGCGAUACUUCGACAGCUGCACUCCAUUAAGCCUGCAGAUAUAUGCCAAACCCGCUCCUACAUCGUGGCUGAUCCUGGAAUUCUCACCAAUGGCCGUAUCCAACCCCUAGAAUACGAUAUUCUGUUCUCGGAUACCAAUACCGACCCAGACAUGAGCUUCAUGCACAACGACUUUAUCGAGUCCAACUGUAUAGUUAAUAAUGACAAGAUCGUGGGGCUCAUUGAUUGGGAAAUGGCUGGCUUCUUUGGCUGGAACACAGCUCGGGAGGUCCAUCGUACGGCUAGACCGAAUGAUAAGUCAUGUUGGCAAGAUCUCUAUGAGCAAGAUGCCCCUAAGUCUUAG
Molecule: messenger RNA, 849 nt
Organism: Penicillium vulpinum
Lineage: Eukaryota; Fungi; Ascomycota; Eurotiomycetes; Eurotiales; Aspergillaceae
Product: aminoglycoside phosphotransferase family protein
Exons: 2
Coding region: 1-849 (282 amino acids)
Source: RefSeq, a predicted model, not a curated record